Molecule: messenger RNA, 876 nt
Organism: Saccharomycopsis crataegensis
Lineage: Eukaryota; Fungi; Ascomycota; Saccharomycetes; Ascoideales; Saccharomycopsidaceae
Gene: RRT5
Product: Rrt5p
Exons: 3
Coding region: 1-876 (291 amino acids)
Cellular component (GO): cytoplasm; ribonucleoprotein complex; nucleus
Molecular function (GO): mRNA binding
Source: RefSeq, a predicted model, not a curated record
AUGAGUUCUUCCAUAGAAAAAGCAGAAGCCGGCGCUUCUCCAGAGUUGGAAUCGACUAGUACUCCUUAUCCAUCUUCCAGCUCUACCAUCACUUCUGAAAAGAAUUCCUCCCAUAUCAAGACUGUCUGCAUCUCAAAUUUGGAUUAUAGUACUAGUGAAGAAGAUAUCAUCGAACUCUUGAAAGAUUAUAAAGUUGUUUUGGUAAUCGUUCCAAGUCAAACCAUUAGAGGUUUGAGGGGUAAACAGUACCAUAAACCUUUAGGAAUUGCCUAUGCUGAGCUUGAAAAUCGUGAGCUCGCUACAAAAGCUGUCAAAGAAUUGAAUGGGAAAUCCUUGUCAGGUCGUCAACUAAGAAUUAGAAUGUAUACCCCAUAUGUUCCAAGAGCAAAGAGAUCACACCAUCACAACAAAAGCGAUUCUGCUUCAAAGGAACAAGAAAAAGUUUCUCUGACAGUUACAGAGAAAAAACUACAAGAACCUGUCCUGAUAGAAGUUCUGGAAACUCCAUUAGAGCCUGCCAAGGAACCAGAGGAGUCUUCUAAAACAAAAAAGGAAAAAGAAACCUCUAAAGAUACAAUUUUUGUGGGUAAGCUUCAUCCUAAUACCACUGACACCGAUUUGAGAACAUUUUUUGCGGAAUAUGAGCCUUUUGAAAUAUACCUUUUCAAAGGGAGGUACACUAAAAAAAACAUACAUUUUUCUCACUACUACGUUUCCGCGUUGAUCACUGUCCUUGCUGAAAAUGGUCAAGAACUUGCAAUUAAAAACUUGUCCAGCAAAAAGUUGAACGGUAGAUACGUGAAGUUGCGCCCAGCUUAUUUAUCAAAGAUAGAAGAAGUGAAACAAGCAGUGAUUGAAAAACAAGAGGAAAAUUAG